This is a messenger RNA of Musa acuminata AAA Group (dessert banana), 769 nucleotides long. Its product is annotated as thioredoxin H4-1. The record is from RefSeq and is a predicted model, not a curated record. Lineage: Eukaryota; Viridiplantae; Streptophyta; Magnoliopsida; Zingiberales; Musaceae. Bases 206 to 625 code for a protein of 139 amino acids. The transcript has 5 exons.
GACCUGCUCGGUCGACCAAGUUUCCUCCUUCUCAGGCCUCAAACUUGACUCACCAUCAUUUUCCUCAGAUCCAUUUGCGGAGUCAUCGUACCCCAGAUCGUUGCACUUCGGAUCGGGAUACUGCCGCGGAGAUCGAUAGUUCGCAUCAUCGCCACCACCAGAAGCAGCUGGUGGUCUGAUUAUUUGGACUCAACUUCUAACCAGAAUGGGAAAUUGUUCAGGAAAAAAAGGUGGAGGGGGUGAUCUUGAAGAUGAGAUAAACUUCAGAGGUGGAAAUGUGCAUGUAAUAACUUCAAAGGAAGGCUGGGACCAAAAAGUUUCGGAAGCAAACAAGGAUGGGAAGAUAGUUAUAGCAAAUUUUAGUGCAGGUUGGUGUGGCCCAUGCAGAGCGAUGGCACCGGUGUAUAUGGAGCUGUCUGAGAAGUAUCUUUCACUGAUGUUUUUGUCGAUAGAUGUCGAUGAGUUAACAGAAUUUAGUUCGUCGUGGGAUAUCCAUGCGACUCCAACAUUCUUGUUCCUGAAAGAUGGGCAACUGCUGGAUAAGCUCAUAGGUGCCAACCGAUCUGACCUGGAGAAGAAGAUAAUCAUGUUUGUUGAUUCCUGCUCCAAAAAUUCAAAUCUAUAAUGCCAAGUCCCUGCACUCUAAAUCUUUUCUGUCAAAACAAUUGUCAGCUUAUCCGCCAUGAGAAAACACAUCUGUACCAUGAACUCCUUUUGUUCUAUGAAUUGCGUCAGUCGUGGUUUUCAAAAUGACCUCUCUUCCUCGCCA